AUGUCUUCCCUCAAAGAUGCCCUCCACAAGUACAAACAGCGCAUCACCACCACCAUUUCUCCAUCCCCGGCUGCAGACGGCUCGGCUCCGGCGCCCAAGACGGGGCGGACCGGAUGGCUGGAAACUUCUACCCACGACUCUGUUCUCUCGGAUUUCACCCGUUUCCUAGAAAAGGGCAGCCCGAAAGGAGAGUCACCCAUCUUUAACAAGAAGGAACAGAAAACUCUGAAAAAGAUAUUCACUACCCAUGCCAACUUAGAUAAUUCCUGGACCCAACAAUCACUAGAGUCCUAUCUCAUCACGCAGGUUCCUCAAGAUGGAGAUUUCAAGGCUCUCUUGACUACAUCCCUGCCCUCUCUCUGGACCUUGGCCACCUACUUCUCCCACUUCCCGUUCAACGCCGCCGUAUCUACCCCAAUCACCAGCUUGACAUUCCCGGCCUUCACGCGUGCCAUCGCCUUCCUCAGCGGGAGGCACUACCUAAUGUUCACCGCCUGGGGCCAUCAAGACAAUGAUCUCAACCGCACCACAGAUCAGCCAGUCCUCGAGUAUAUCUUCCGGGCACUAGCUACUCCCCGGCAGGCAGAGCAGAAAAUCACCUCGUCCACACAGAGGGAAGACGCCCAGGCAUCGCUGCAACGCGACAUCCUUGACGUUCUGAGCGUGGCCCAACCAUUCAGGGACCGCAACACAAAGGCCCUCAACCGCACUGAGCUGACGCCUGCAGCGGAUAGGCUCUCCCCUCCAGCUCCGCCAGAACUUUCCGAUCUGAGCAUCCCAACCACCAGCGUGCUCGUCCCGCUUCUCGACCUCUCCAUAGCACUUCUCCAGGAAACCAGCGAGUUCGACGCAACCCCCUUCCCCAGGACACUCAAGGCGAAGCUUGAGACUGCUAGGGCGGAGGUACAAGGGGAGGACGAGGUGUCGUCCGACAGCUACGCAAAAUUGCUAGAUAGCGAUGAGUGGGAAGAGAACCACAACAGCGUCUACACUCUAUACGACAGCAUUGCCGUCCUAUUCAACACAUUUCCCAAUCCGGAGAGCUUGAAGACCGGCAAAACGGUCAACUGGGUGUCGGGAGAGGAGGAGCCCUUGUAUCUGGGUUCGUUGCGAAGUCUGGGGUCGACCUGGACGUAG
Clonostachys byssicola is the source of this 1137-nucleotide messenger RNA. The record is from the annotation of a GenBank genome assembly. NCBI's taxonomy places the organism in Eukaryota, Fungi, Ascomycota, Sordariomycetes, Hypocreales, Bionectriaceae.